UCUCUUUCUACUUCUUUGAAACCAAUCAUAUCACCUUUUCACUUCACAUUAGCAAAGCUAGCAAGUGAACUGAGGUCACAUCAUGUCAAGAGAGUUUGAUUUCAUCAAGGAUCUCACCAAAGAUAGGGAGAUUUGGAAAAUAGCUGUGAGAGUUGUUGACACUUGGACUGUUAUAGGCACCAAUGGUUUUCCACAUGUUGAAAUGGUUAUUGCUGAUUCAAAGGGUGAUCGUGUUCAAGCUAUAACUCGCCAUAAGGAAUUUGAACAUUGGAAGGAAUUUGUUGUCUACAAUAAUGUCUAUGUUUUGCAUAACUAUCAUGUUUAUGAUAAUGAUGCAGGUUUUAAAACUUGUGAUAGUCCAUACAAAGUUGUGUUUGGUUCCGGUACCAAGUUCAUGAAAGAUGACUCUAUCACUAACAUUCCUCCUCAUCAUUUUCGCUUCAAAAGUUUUAAGGAAGUUCAGGAUGGAAAGUUUAAAAUCAAUAUUUUGUAUGAGAUCAUUGGUGUUCUUCAUGAAGUUGUCAAAACUCAGACCGCAGCUUCUGGAAAAAAACCUUGCACAAAUUUAAUCUUGGCUAAUGAAAGUGGAGACAUGGUUGAUGUUACUUUGUGGGAAGCUUUUCUACUCAAUUACAAAACUUCAUUUCUGGUCGCAAAGAAAAGGGUCCAAUCUUUUUAAUCCUAACACAUGCUCAGUGUAAACUAGGAGAUAAUGGGAGGCCAACCUUUUGUAACAAUUGGUCAGGAUCACAGCUUUUAAUCAAUCAUAACCACCCA
Molecule: messenger RNA, 777 nt
Organism: Trifolium pratense (red clover)
Lineage: Eukaryota; Viridiplantae; Streptophyta; Magnoliopsida; Fabales; Fabaceae
Exons: 6
Coding region: 83-679 (198 amino acids)
Source: RefSeq, a predicted model, not a curated record